This is a messenger RNA of Gloeophyllum trabeum ATCC 11539, 3264 nucleotides long. RefSeq lists its product as uncharacterized. The transcript has 13 exons. The coding region runs from base 1 to 3264 and encodes 1087 amino acids. Gene Ontology annotation, molecular function: RNA polymerase II complex binding. Gene Ontology annotation, cellular component: Cdc73/Paf1 complex. Gene Ontology annotation, biological process: regulation of DNA-templated transcription. The record is from RefSeq and is a predicted model, not a curated record. Lineage: Eukaryota; Fungi; Basidiomycota; Agaricomycetes; Gloeophyllales; Gloeophyllaceae.
AUGAACGGUCUCACAUCAUCGGGGGCCGGGAGGUCCGUCGACAUUGAGCUUGGCCAAGAAACUAUUACGGUCGAAUUGGACAACCUCGACUCUGAUCCAACCGACGUCCUUGAUUUACUGAAGGAGGGGCAAUGUAAAGUCUGGGUCUGGACUAAGCUCGCCAGCGAGUAUUGGCGGAAGGGCUACUUGGAUGCUGCAGAGAAGAUAGGGCAGGCGGCUGUCGAAUCAUUUCGGGAUCAUGGAGCGACUUCGUCAUUACCACCGGUAUAUUCUCUGUUAGCCAACGUCCAAAUUGCGCGGGCGCGCAAUGCACCUAAGAUCAUUCUACCUCACGCUCGGCAGGAUGACAUGUCAAAGGAGAAAGCGAAGGCAGAUCACUAUCGCGAGUCUGCUCAAAUGCUCAACUCCAGUGAGAGAGCUGUCGCGGAAUCUGGGCAGGACUUCGACCCCACUUUAGCUUUUUUGACUAGAGGCAUUCAGCAGCUUGCCACCCGUUCACUGGAUGAUGCGCUGCGUACUUUUGAGGGUGUACUAGUACAAAAACCUACCAAUGUCGUAGCGUUACUUGGCAAGGCACGUAUUCUCUACGCACGCCGGCAAUAUCCUCAAGCUUUGAAGUUAUUCCAGCAAGUUCUACAGCUAAAUCCCCAUUGUCUACCGGACCCUCGUAUAGGCAUCGGUUUAUGUCUCUGGGCCAUGAAUCAUAAGGAAAAGGCGAAGGCUGCUUGGCAGCGGAGCGUUGAUCUUUACCCGGACGGGUGGGCUGCCCAGCUCCUUCUAGGCUUGGAAGCGGUAAAUACCAGUAAAGACGAGAGCAAGGAGGUCACCGAACGGACUCAGGCUCUCGUCACGGGCACCAAGCUAAUCGAAACAGCUUUCCGUGCGAAUAACAGAGGCGCCGCCGCUGCUAACGCCCUGUGCGAGCUACUUUUGAUGAAGGGAAACUACGGUCGCUCGCUUAAAUUAGCUGAGAGGACUAUCCAAUUCGCCGACACUCUCUCAAUACUCACGGAGGGUUAUAUACGGGCCGGACGUGUUUGUCACGCGGAAGGGUCCUACUCGGAAGCAGGCAGACAUUACUCUGCAGCCAGUGAAGGCAAUCCAAAUCAUGUCCUUGCUGCUAUAGGGCAGGCGCAAAUGCAGCUUUUAAAUGAUGAAUGGCCGGCUGCCAUACAUACACUGGACACCUUGAUACAGCACCCAAAUCCCCAGAAGUCUCUGGAGGCGAUGGUGAUGCUCGCUUCGAUUCGCAGCCACCAACGACCGGGUGUCUCAGGCUCAGACAUGGCCAAGGAGAAAGCUCGCGCGCGGGAGCUAUUUGACCGUGUUGCCAAGGAACUUCAUCUGUAUGAAGAUCGCCCGGCACUCAACGGUAAUUCUGCGAAUGCGCUUCCGCGGUCGCUACGCGAUAUCAAGGACGACAUGGACAUGCAUGCCGAAGUGGCACGCUUGUGGCAGGAAGAUAACCUCGAUCGUACUGCUCGAGCACUACGUGAGGCCCUGCGGAUUAGCGAAUCUACCGGACAAGUGGACCCGAGACUGCUCAAUAACUUGGGAGCGUUGCAGCAUCUGGAUGGACAUCCAGAGGAAGCUAGAUUAGCUUACGAGCGCGCCCUGACUAGUGCCGCGGGGCUUGCUUCGGAUGUCGGGGAAGGCAUGUCCACCUCGAUCUUAUUCAACUUGGCAAGGGCAUACGAAGAUGAAGGCGACGAGCAACUCGCGAAGGACGCGUACGAUAAGUUGCUGACAAGGCAUCCCGAAUAUGUCGAUGCGAAAAUCCGGCAAGCGCAUAUGCUGAUGGACAUGAAUCGGCAAAACGAGGCUCAUGACCUUCUCAAACAAGCUCUAUCAUCACAAAACAAUAAUAUGAACCUCCGGGCAUACUACACAUACUUCCUCGUCAACUCGACGUCGUCAAAAGUAACUAAGGAGUUCAUCUUCGCUACCUUGAAGGACCAUGACAAGCACGACCUAUACUCCUUAUGCGCUGCUGGAUGGAUCCAGUAUAACCAGGCUAGGGAAAGUCGCGAGCAAGGUUCAAAGGCUAUCGAGGAACGCAGACAAGGUUUCCGACGGUCAGCCGAAUUCUACGAGAAGGCAUUGCAACUCGACCCUACAUGUGCUUUCGCAGCGCAAGGCUUGGCAAUUGUUACUGCGGAAGAUGCUUUGGGUUCGUUGGCCGGUGGGGUGCCUCCUGGUUCGAGCAGUGAUGAAGCUCAGAGGCGCUUCAAGAAUGCACGAGACGCUCUGGAUAUCUUUGCCAAGGUUCGGGAGUCCAUCAACGACGGCAGUGUUUAUGUCAACAUUGGCCACUGCCACUACGUCCGGGACGAAUUCGACAGAGCAAUCGAGAGUUACGAAAGUGCAUCUAAACGCUUCUACAAUGGCCAAGACGUCACCGUCCUGAUGUGUCUCUGCCGGUCAUGGUACGCGAAAGCUAUCAAAGACCAAUCCUUCCAGGCCAUGAAUACGGCCCUCCGCUAUGCACAACAGGCCCUUCAUUUACGACCGAUGGAUAAAGUUACUCUCUACAACAUCGCUAUGAUACAGCAGAAAGCCGCCGAAAUGAUGUUCGCCCUGGAUACCACUAAGCGAUCACUUCAAGAAUUGCAGCGCGCAAUCGAGCACGCAGGGCAUGCGCAGAAGCUUUUCGCUUCUUUAGCGUCUGACCCGUCUCCCGUAGUUCCGUACAGCAAGGACAUCGCAGAUCAAAGAAAGAAGUACGGCGAUAGUAUGUUGAGGCGUGCCGAUGAGCAACUAGCUCAGCAAAGGCAGCAUGAGGCUGAGACUCAGGCUCGGCUGACUGCUGCGCGGCAGAAGCGACAGGAGGAGAGGGAACGGCAGGAACGGUUGGAGCGAGAAGAGAUGGAACGACUACGUAAACAAGCUGAGGAGCUUGCGGAAGAGCGCCGGAAGGCGCGUGAACAAGCUUUGGAGUGGAGUCGUCAAGUCAAGGAUCUCAGCGAUGAGGAAGACAUAGAUCGACCACGGAAGCCCCGCAAGACUUCCAAGAAGCAGAAGGGUGACACCAGCGGAGAUGAAACUGCGAACGAUGGGAAACGGAAGCGGAGAGGAAGGGUAAAGAGGGAGAAGGAUACGGAUGGCGUCGAGGCAGUCGCUGAAGAAGAAGAGGAGGCUCUCUUCAGUGAAGAUGAAGGGGAGAAGACCACCAAAAAGCGCGGCACCAAAAAGAGAGUGGUUCGAGAUGAUGAUGAGGACGACCCCGACGGUGCACACGGACCCGCAAGAAAGAAACAGAUGUAG